UUAAAAAAAACACUAAGGAGCGCACAGCCCGUCCGUCACCGCACACUGCGAGCAAAAUAUGAUCCCAACAAGAGCCGCUCCUGCGCUUCAACUCUUACGACAACCAUUUCACUGCGUUUAAUUUCUACUGAAAUUACAGUCCAUCGCCGAGUCUGGUCCUUGUUGAACUAUUUUCCUCUCCAUUCUCCCGCUCUCUGUUAUUUUUUUUUCUGCGCUGGAUCUUUCGUGCCAGAAAAUGUGUGUGGAGAGCGAUGGGUGCGAGAUUGAGGGCUGCAGCAGUUCGGAUGAGGUGCGCACGCUGUCGGGCAGCAUGAGUCCCGGACUGAAAUCCAACCCGGACCUUCACCCUUGCAAACCGGGGCAGAAAUUCCAGGCAGCGCUCCUCAGAUGCCGUUCACCGGCUGCCGCCGCCGGGAUCCUCAGUUUUGGGAACGUCCUGAAUUACAUGGAUAGAUACACUGUAGCCGGUGUUCUGCUUGACAUCCAGCGGCAUUACGGUGUAUCAGACAGUGGCAUCGGCUUGUUGCAAACAGUCUUCAUCUGCAGCUUCAUGGUGGCAGCUCCCAUCUUCGGUUACCUGGGCGACCGCUUCAACAGAAAGGUCAUCCUGAGCUGUGGCAUUUUCUUCUGGUCCAUUGUUACUCUGUCAAGCUCCUUCAUCAGCAAAGAGUACUACUGGCUGUUUGUGCUCUCCAGGGGACUGGUGGGUAUCGGAGAGUCCAGCUACUCCUCCAUCUCUCCCACCAUCAUAGGAGACCUGUUCACUAGUAACAGCCGCACCAUGAUGCUCUCUGUCUUCUACCUGGCCAUCCCCCUGGGAAGCGGGUUGGGUUACAUCCUGGGCUCCAGCGCCAAGGUGGCUGCAGGAGACUGGCACUGGGCACUGAGGGUGUCCCCAGUUUUAGGGAUCACUGCAGGAACUCUGAUCCUGGUCUUUGUGCCUGAGCCAAAGAGAGGCAGCGUUGACCAGAUGGGAGGACGCAUCAAGACCCGCACUUCCUGGCUCUGUGACAUGAAGGCACUGGCCAAGAACCGAAGCUACGUGUUCUCCUCCCUGGCUUCCGCGGCGGUGUCAUUUGCCACAGGUGCGUUUGGUAUGUGGAUCCCUCUGUACCUGGCCAGAGCUCAGGUGGUGCAGAAGACGGCAGAGGCCUGUACGAAAGAGAUCUGCAGUAGCACAGACAGCCUUAUCUUCGGGGCGAUCACUUGUGUGACGGGUCUGUUAGGCGUGGUCAUCGGGGCGGCCACCACACGCUUCUGCCGCCAGAAGACGGAGCGAGCUGACCCGCUCGUGUGCGCCGUCAGUAUGCUGGGCUCGGCCAUCUUCAUCUGCCUCAUCUUCGUGGUGGCCAAGAAGAGCAUCGUAGGAGCUUAUGUUUGCAUCUUUAUAGGAGAGACGCUACUUUUCCUGAACUGGGCCAUAACAGCAGACAUUUUAAUGUUUGUCGUUAUCCCCACGCGGAGAGCAACGGCAGUCGCCUUUCAGAGCUUCACCUCUCAUCUCCUGGGUGAUGCAGGAAGUCCAUACCUGAUAGGCCUGAUCUCCGACGCCCUUCAGCAGAGCUACGCUACAUCAGCGCUGUGGCGGUUCCUCAGUCUGGGCUAUGCCCUCAUGCUCUGUCCCUUUAUCAUCGUCCUGGGGGGCAUGUUUUUCCUGGCCACUGCACUGUUUUUCCUGGAUGACAGGGAGAAGGCUGAGAAACAGUUGAGCCAGCUGACGCGACCUCCCUCCUCAGUCAAGGUAUGACCAGGUGACAACCAAAUGAGGAGCCAUCUGAAGGAGCAACCAAACCCAAUAAGGAUGACAAAAUGGAGAUAAAAAAAGCGAGGGCAGCAGAUCCACUUCUUUAAAACAACGCCCCAUGUUCUCUUCACCAUCACUUGUGCGAUCAUCCUCCUCUUCCUCUCGGCUCCUGCUGCUCUUCCUUUUUACACGUUCUCCGAGGCUGCUCAGAACUUGAACGAGGGAGCGUCUUGCCCCUCGUUGAAACGCCUCUAAAUCACAGGCCGGCAAGAAGGAGCACAGCAACACACUGAGGCCGGAUGACCAACAGCUGGUGUCCUCCUCACCUCUGUCUGCCAGGAUCCACUGAACCUUCCAGGGAGGAGAUGGGGUGGCAAAAUCUCCCGUGACCCCUCCGACUCCCGAUGCCAUACUACUGAAUGCUGACCAUGAACCUGCCCUGUCUGUCUGCCUGUCUGUCCAAUGGUGUGUCUCUUACGUGUCUGUCUGUCUGUCUCCUACAUCGGCUGUCAAUCUGCACCAAGUGCCAUAUAUAGCAUCAUUACAUUCCUUCAGACUUUGCACUGACCACCAACAACCCUCAUGACAUUAUCACUGACUAUGUUUACAUGCACACUAUAAUUCAGCAUUUGGCUAUGAAAUUAGUUUAAUUAAGCUGUUUAUAUUUGCUAGACAAUAGAAGGAAGCAGUGUCAUUUUUAAACUGCAGCUCCAUUGGUGUCUCUGUUUUUCCUAUACAAAUUUUUCACAAUUCAUUCUGCCCUGGCUCUCAACGCUCGGAGCCUGUAAACAGACAGUUCAAGUUAUGUGGAGCAAGGGAUGCAACUCGUUAAAAUGUGCUGCAGGAAUAUAACUGUCAAAGUGUUUAUCUGUUCAUACAAGCCUCCCAUAAUGUGACUAAUAUCAGAUUUUUCUGCACGUUAUUCACAGUAUUAAUAACAUGAACUUCACAUGCAAAUGCAGUGUUUACAUGAUGGAUGCAGUAUUCUCAUGAUCGAUCAAAGUUUUGCUGUGCAUGUAAACAUAGCCAUCAACCAAGAGCCAAAAAGUGUUACUGUCUAAAGGUCAGUGAAUCAGCCUUAAAAAUUGGAGCUUUCACAUCAACAGCUGUUUCUUUUGACCACCCCACAUGUGUUUUUAUUUUUAGCUUUUAGCACUUAAAUCAGCAUAGACCGUGCCAGAGAACAUGACAGAGGUGAGACAUUUCUGCACAUUAUUUUUCACAAGCUUUCUUGUGAUUUUUAUUUUUAUUUUUCUGUGUGAUGUUUGAUUUGAAACUGGAGGUUACUGCCUAUGAUUGUUUCAGAAGGAUGAUGAUGCAAUCCGGACAAUUUAAAGUGGACACUGGACUAUGUAUUUUAUAAUUUAUAAUGUACAUGCUUUUCCCAAAAGUAAAUGAAAUGCGACUCUUUUGACUCUUAAGGAGUAACGCCUGCGUUUUUGUGUACACAAGAAGCAAUACGAACAUUUUUGAGGAAACCAACCUUUUAAUCCACACUGCCUUAUCAGUGAGCUUGUUUUCUCUUUAGAGGGGAAGCUCUCUGAUGGUUGGUUUUGAAUUUCUGGACACAACACCCACACAGAGACGGAGUCACUUCUUAAUGAUGGAUUCCAGUCCAGUCCACGCUGGUUACAAUAACAGGCAUUGUGAAAAGAGACCCCCUCGCAAUUGUAGAUAUCCCAUUUCAUGAUUAGAAGAAAAGGACCUUUGAGGAGAGCUGGAGUCACAGUCAUCGGGUUAAUACUGAGGGAAAUCAAAAUCCCAGACAGGAACAGGAAAUUCUUGGCCCGCAGGUUAGACUGAUUGCGAGCUCUUAUCGUUGAUAAAGGAUAAGCGAGGAAUCCCCCUUCGAAACCAGACCAGCACAUCCUCAGAUGUCACUGCAGGAGCUGAUAAACAGAUUUCCCUUCAAAAUUUGCGCCAGAGAAUGACAUAGAGAUUUACAUAAAAAGAGAAGUACACAAUAGACAAAACCUGGAUUUGAUUCAUCGCUAUUUACAUUAAUUACAGUAUUUGCAAAUGUAAUGCAAAAGUUGCUUGUAUAUACAAAGAUUUAGGCAAACGCUUAAUUAGAAGCUAACUUGAAGGAUAGUUUUUUUUUAAGUAUAUUAUCUGGCGGAUACAAUUUUUGUGAAACCUUGAAGCCACUAGUGCAUAAAAGGGGAAAAAAAGCACUUUUGCAGACCUUUAAGAAAACACAGAAGGAGGAGGAGGAUGGAUUGACCUGAGCGGAGGAAUAAAGGGAGACGUCGAGGUGGUUCUUGUAGCAUUGAUGUGUGAGCGUGACUCACUGGCUGUGUGUGGGGUGCUGUGUGGGCUGUGUCCUUGUUGCCAGAUCAUUAGCUUUAGCUUCUCUCCAACUGCGUGGAGCUCUCUGAAUGUGAUUCUGUCCAACCUGACGUGUUUACACACCUACAUCUUCUUAAUGAACUAAGCUUCUUACCUUCCUUUUAUUGGUUUUCUUUUUGUUUUUAAUGUUACCAAAUUAUAGUUUUUUUUUUAAAUAACUACAAUAGAGAUAUAUAUAGCUAAAUCACGCAGUAACUUUAAUAUAUUGUAAAUGAUGGCUUGGAUGCAAUGUAUUUAUUUGUUUGUUACCAUAAUGAAGAAUAAUCUAUAAAGGGAAGUUUAAUGUUUGCGUAUACUACACUUUGUUGUAUGUCAUUGGGUUUAGAAAUGCCUGUUUAUUCAUUCUUUUGUAUCACAAUGAAACAACACAAUACCUUUCUACAUCACUAAGAUUCAUCCUGUUUACUGUGAUCAUGAAUUGGAUAUCUCACAUAUAUUACACACAGAAGGAACUGCAAUGUGAUGGUUUUAAGAAAACGUUUUGGUCUCAUGUCUAGGGUGCAGUACUUUUGCAUUCAUUUUUGUAGCUCUUGUAAAUGUUUUUCUUUGUUUUAAGGACAACUGAUCAAACCAUUUUGCACACUUAAUGUUCAGGGAUUUAUUUGAACCAUAGCCUAGCAUCAACUUCACACAGCCUCUGUUACAGGGGUCUGUCACUUCAUGCUCACAGUAAGUGCUGACAUAUUGUCAUCAUCAGAAGGGACGUUGGCUCUGGUCAGAUGGGUCAUGAAUUGAGUUUCACUUUGCCAAAUUUAGUUGAUUUAGCACCAAUCCUUUAGGAGUUUAAGUCCGUUGUAUUGAGUAAUUCUAUGUUAAUAAUCACUGAAGUGAUGUAUUGAGAAUGUGCUAUUUCUUGUCAUACAAGAAUCAUGUAUAAAGAAACCUUUUUCUGAUGUUGAGCAGAAAACAGAGGUUAUUUUUAUUUUUAGAGCAAGUCAAUACAAGCAAAGUGUCAGAGAAAUCAAAGGAUAUUAUUCUAGAACUGAACUGUGAUGCUCCCUUGCAGGGGUUGAUAGAAAAUGUACAUGUCUGUAAAUCAAAUAAACUUAUUUAAUCACUUCA
Molecule: messenger RNA, 5155 nt
Organism: Dicentrarchus labrax (European seabass)
Lineage: Eukaryota; Metazoa; Chordata; Actinopteri; Moronidae
Gene: spns2
Product: SPNS lysolipid transporter 2, sphingosine-1-phosphate
Exons: 13
Coding region: 236-1747 (503 amino acids)
Biological process (GO): transmembrane transport; lipid transport; sphingosine-1-phosphate receptor signaling pathway
Cellular component (GO): membrane
Molecular function (GO): transmembrane transporter activity; sphingolipid intramembrane carrier activity
Source: RefSeq, a predicted model, not a curated record